This is a messenger RNA of Cladophialophora psammophila CBS 110553, 1689 nucleotides long. Its product is annotated as triacylglycerol lipase. The record is from RefSeq and is a predicted model, not a curated record. Bases 1 to 1689 code for a protein of 562 amino acids. The transcript is spliced from 3 exons. NCBI's taxonomy places the organism in Eukaryota, Fungi, Ascomycota, Eurotiomycetes, Chaetothyriales, Herpotrichiellaceae. Gene Ontology annotation, molecular function: carboxylic ester hydrolase activity.
AUGUUCUCAACACUGCUUUUCGCACUUCUCGCCUUCCCAGAUAUAUCGUACACCGCCCUGGUUCCUCGCCAAACCAAAUCUCCAACCGCUACAGUCAGAAAUGGAAGCUAUUAUGGCCUCCACAAUCCAACCUACAAUCAAGACCUGUUUCUAGGCAUGCCGUUUGCUCAACCACCCACAGGGGACCUUCGCUUCCGCAACCCCGUCUCGCUCAACACGUCGUGGACUGGAAACAAGAAUGCAACGCAAUAUUCCUAUGCCUGCCACGGAUACGGCUCGGAUGACUGGGUUUUGGGAAACCCAGUGAGCGAGCAUUGCCUCACUCUCAAUGUGGUCCGUCCUGCUGGAAUCCAGGCGAAUGAAGGGCUGCCAGUGGGCGUCUGGAUCUAUGGCGGUGGAGGCUACAUGGGCAGUAGCCUUGACCCACGCUAUAAUCUGUCGUUCAUUGUCCAGCAAUCAGUCGAGUUGGGCAAACCCUUUAUCGGAGUCAGUCUCAACUACCGCCUCCACGCAUUCGGAUAUUUGUUCAGCACUGCAGCCCUCAAAGCCGGUGUUACUAAUAUGGGUUACCGUGACCAACGACUCGCGCUACAAUGGAUUCAAGAAAACAUCGCUGCGUUUGGCGGGACCCUACCAAAUUGGGGCGAAAGCGCCGGCGCAUCGAGCGUUGGCGUGCAGCUGCUCGCCCAUGGAGGGAGAGAUGACAAACUCUUUCGCGCUGCGAUCGAGGAAAGCGGCGGACCUAUAAGUUCUACUCGCUAUAUCAACGCAACAACUUGGGACAAAUACUACAACAACAUCACACAGGCUACAAACUGCAGCACGGCUUCCGACACCUUGGCAUGCUUGCGCAAAGUCCCUAUUGAAUCCCUCAACGCCGUACUCAACAGCAGCGUGACGGCACAAGUUCCCUACUGGGGCGCUGUGGUCGAUAACGACAUGGUCAUCGCCACGGGAACUCGUCAACUGCUUGACGGCAAAUUCAUCAAAGUGCCCCUCCUGCACGGACGGAACUUUGACGAAGGCACUAGUUUCGCGACAAAAGGCAUCAACACGACAGAGGAGUUUCUCGCCGACGUGAUGAAAGCUGGGCCAGACAAUGCGACUGCGGCGACCAUCGCAGCCUUGUAUCCGGACAUCCCGGCCAUUGGCAUUCCCGCCACGUUAUCAGGCCGUCCGCCUCCCUCCAACGCCUCGCUGGGGUCUCAGUGGAAGUGUGAGUCCGCAUACAUUGGCGAUCUACGUCAGCAUGCACCGCGCCGCCUGAUUUCGCAAGUCUAUGCGACCAACAAUGUCAGCAGUUGGAGCUACCACUUCAACGUGCUGGUAAACGGGCAACCACCCGCGAUCGGCGCGACGCAUUUCCAAGAAGUCGCCUUCGUGUUCCACAACACCAAGGGCGUGGGUUACCACAAUUCCGUGGCUGAAGAUCCAUUUGAGAACAAGCCGGCAAGCUACGAUCGGUUGGCGACCAUCAUGAGUCGGAUGUGGAUCAGCUUCAUUGUGGACGGGGAUCCCAACACGAACAACGCUACAUCGGUCCAGUGGCCCGUGUACACGCUGGACAAGCCUCAAAACAUCGUCUUCGACGCAAACGCCACGGACCUGCUGUACGUGGAGCCGGAUUACUACCGCGCCGAAGGGGUCCAGUAUAUUUCCGACCGCUUUAUAUCGACGUAUGACCGAUGA